GCAAGCUCUUUGGUCAACAGGCCGGGCUUCCUACCCUGGGGCAGUUCAGUUCUCCUUGCCUGGCUCCGCAUGCUCAUCACCCGCCUCUCUCCCCCAGGCCGCACGAUCGCUCCCAAGAAAGCGCGUGUGAUCCAGCAGCAGAAACUGAAAAAGAACUUGGAAGUCGGCAUCCGGAAGAAGAUCGAACACGAGGCGAUGAUGAAAGCCAGCACCAGCCUGCCCAAGAAGCUGACCGUGGUCACGGCGCCGGAGAAGGGAGCUAAGAAGGGCCACCCCAGCAAGUCUACCCUGUGACCUGGGCCAGGGGGUUUGGAGCUGUCACCGUCCUUGUGCUCCUGCAGACUCCCAUCGCCCACGCCUGGCCAAAACUGCACCAGCCCGCUCCAUUGGGAGCCCCCUGUAGGAACCAAGGGAUGGGGGCAGCUCUGUCCCUGGACCACGGUGCUUUUGCAGCUACCUCCUUGGACUUGUUCAUCCUCCUCCGUCUCCUGUGCAAACACUCCCUGGCCUGUAGCAGGGAUGGGAGCAGCUUACCCCUUGGUGGUUAACCUGCCUCUUGUCAGAAACGGAGCCGUCUCCGUCCUGUCACUGGGAAGGAGGUUGAAGGGUGGGGGGCAGCACAGUGGUUCUCGGUCAGACCCCCGGUGAGGGAUUCUGUGAAUUGCUAGUUUCCCCUUCCCCUCCAGCCCCCGAGAGUUGGGGGCUCCGGUGGAGUUUGGGGCAGUGCCUAGGAAAAGCUGCCUGCGUGAAUUACGCAGUGGAGCCCAAACUGCCUGGCUGUGAGCGGAAGGGGGCAGCUUGGGCCUGUGGAGCUGAGAUGCCAAAUGUCCUGUUCUCUGAGCAGCUCCCCUGACUGGCUCCAGCCACGGGGAGGGUGUGUGUGUGUGUGUGUGUGUGGGGCCUGGCCCUGCCCCCCAUCCUGCGCUUUAAUAAAAAGUACUGGGAAGGAC
Molecule: messenger RNA, 950 nt
Organism: Pelodiscus sinensis (Chinese soft-shelled turtle)
Lineage: Eukaryota; Metazoa; Chordata; Testudines; Trionychidae
Source: RefSeq, a predicted model, not a curated record